AUGAUUGAAAUGCUGCUGAAGAGAGGCGCAACACCGACGAAUAGCAUGAUUCUCACCGCUACCGAGACAGACGACGCAAGCCUUCUCGAGCUUUUCCUGCAACGAGAUGUUGACAUGAGCAUGUCUUUCCAUGUUGUGGCCAAACACGGUUCCCUUCAGGCUGAGAAAUUGCUUAUCGCAAAAGGAGUAGCGAUCAAUGGUACUAAUGGACAAAAGAAGACACCACUCAUCAUUGCGGCUGAGAAUGGCUUUGCAGAGCUUGUAGAGCUGCUUCUCAAAAACGGAGUCAGUCUCGAGACCAAGGAUAAGGGGGACAAGAAUACCCGCAUGAGAGCUGAGGCAGGAGGCCAUGCAGAUGUGGUUCAGGUCAUCGAUGACUGGGCUCUCAAGAUGAAGAAGUAA
Molecule: messenger RNA, 402 nt
Organism: Alternaria novae-zelandiae
Lineage: Eukaryota; Fungi; Ascomycota; Dothideomycetes; Pleosporales; Pleosporaceae
Exons: 2
Coding region: 1-402 (133 amino acids)
Biological process (GO): RNA processing
Molecular function (GO): RNA nuclease activity; RNA binding; protein binding
Source: RefSeq, a predicted model, not a curated record